GGAAAAGUCGGUACUUAUAGACACUUCACUCUAAACAAAGACUACGACAAAAAAGAGUCAAACGACUACUUCUUGAAUGUCGGCCAUAACAGAGACUUAGCAUCUCUUCAAUGGUAUGACUCGAAGGGUUUGGUCACAAAUAAAGACGAUUACGAUUUCAUGAAUACAAAGACCAACAAAAUUCCGUGCAAUAUAUAUAGCGCUGGAAUGAACUUCAGAGAUGUUAUGUUUGCCACAGGUCGUAUUGUUUCGGGACCACAGAUGCUGUUCACUGAUUGCUGUAUUGGUUUUGAGUUCGCCGGCCGUCGGGCCGACACUGGAGAGCGAGUUUGCGGUUUCGAUAUGAGUCGAUGUUAUGCCACUUCUAUUGACGCCAACGAAGACUUUAUCUCUAAAGUGCCCGACAACUGGUCGAUGGACGACGCGGUGUCCAUAUUGUGUACUUACAGU
This is a messenger RNA of Medioppia subpectinata, 450 nucleotides long. Lineage: Eukaryota; Metazoa; Arthropoda; Arachnida; Sarcoptiformes; Oppiidae. The record is from the annotation of a GenBank genome assembly.